AUGGGGCCCCCUACUGACCCCGGGCCCUCGGGCAGUGCCCGAGUUUCCAAAUGGUCAGUCCACCCCUUGUGCCCUGAUGAUCAGUGUAGCCCCAGCAGUGCCACCUGUCAGUGUCCAUCAGUGCCUUGUUUGCGUGCUCAUCAGUGCUUCGUGCCAGUGCCCAUCAGUGCCACAUCAAUGCCACAUAUCAGUGCCUACCAGUACACCUCAAUGCCACAUAUCAGUGCCCAUCUGAGCUGCCUUUCAGUGUCACCCAUCAGUGCCACCUAUCAAUGCCAAUCAUUGCCACCUAUCAGUGUUGCCAAUCAGUGCCACCUAUCAGUGCCAGUCAGUGCCGCCUGUCAGUGCGCAUCAGUGCCGCCUAUCAGUGCCGCCUAUCAGUGCCAGUCAGUGCCGCCUAACAGUGCCAGUCAGUGCUGCCUAUCAGUGCCACCUAUCAGUGCCAUGUAUCAGUGCUGCCUUUCAGUGCCCAUCAGUGAUGCCUGUCAAUGCCCAUCAGUGCCACCUACCAGUGCCUCCUCAUCAGUGCCCAUCAGUGCCACCUAUCAGUGUCCAUCAGUGCAGCCUAUCAGUGCCCAUCACUGCAGCCUCAUUAGUGCACAUCAGUGAAGGAGAAAAAUCACUUAUUUACAAACUUUUAUAACAAAAACUAAGAAAAAACCUUUUUUUUUUUUCAAAAUUUUCUGUGGUUUUUUGUUUGUUUAAGAAAAAAUAA
Staurois parvus is the source of this 715-nucleotide messenger RNA. The record is from the annotation of a GenBank genome assembly. Lineage: Eukaryota; Metazoa; Chordata; Amphibia; Anura; Ranidae.